GAUGCGUAUGGCCGAGGAGAAGGAUCUCAUACACCACUGCUAUUGAUGCUUGCGCAAAUGCGAGAGAGUGGCAGGCGGCUGUGUAUGUGCUUUUCUUGCACGCUCUUCCAGACGUGCAGAAAGUCAUCGCUCCUUUCAAUUCUACAAUCAAUGCUUCGUGCAAAGCCGAGCGCUGGGUCAUUGCGCUCAAUUUGUCAUCAAUAGCCAGAGAUCGCGGGCUGCGACCCGGCCAACUCACUUUGAACCUGCUCACACGAGUUACCGCUCGAGGUCGUCAAUGGGAGCGAGUCCUAAGACUGCUUCAAAGUGUUGAAAUGUAUUCGGUCGCUGAUCGCUUCACAUGGACGGCUGUGGCUUUGGCUCUCAGCAGCUCUGCAUGGAUGUUGGCACUCGAGCUGCGGGCGAGUUUCAGUACCUCCUCAGCUUCAGCAGCUGUGUUGCAGGCCUUUCGGGAGCACCCGUGGCAUAAAGCCCUGCAGCUCCUGGAAGUCGAAAGGCGUCGUCGGAUUUUGCCUGACGUUCUUGCAUACGAGGCUGUCAUUGAGGCUUGCAGGACCCAACCUAUCCAAGCCGUGAUUCACUUACAAUGCAAACUGAACUACCUUGCAAUUGAGAACUUGGAUCUACUUCAUUGAGUCUUGCAGACCUUUGCCCACGCCGACGACAUGAACAUACAUGAACCAGAUUAGAAAGACCAUGACAGACCUGAUUGGCUUGGCUGAGCUUUCCACCAAUUCAGGCAUGAGCUGAUGGAUCUGAUGGCACCAGCUGACACAGGAUGACACAGGUCACAAAGAAUGCAAAGAAUUCAAAGAAUUCAAAGAAUCCAGAUGACGAGGAUGACGUCUUCAGCUGUGCUUUCAGCUGUGCUCCUGGAUCAGUGGCUCUUUUCCACUUUUCCACGAUGAUGCAUCAAUCCGUCUACAAGAUGAGAGUAGCCACGAGGUUGCUUCGUUCUCUUGCGCUUGUGAGACAGUCCAUGAGAUGACGGCAGACAAUGACUGCGUGAUGCCCUUUCAGUCUUGAUCAGCAGUCACAAACGCUAACCGCCAAGUCAUGCACACGAUCUUUCACUUGGCCUAAAAGGGUCAAGUCCCUUUUGCGAG
Molecule: messenger RNA, 1106 nt
Organism: Cladocopium goreaui
Lineage: Eukaryota; Dinophyceae; Suessiales; Symbiodiniaceae
Source: the annotation of a GenBank genome assembly